AUGGCUCACCAAUCCGUGAACAACAAUGGCCUUCUAACUUUCACUGAGCCUCUGUCCAACUACAUCCCCCUUCUGAGUUCUGGAAGAGAUAUCAUUGCUCCUCUUUGGACUCGCCUUGAUAACAGAUGUGGAGGAACCAUCUCCUACAGAGAAGAAACAAGCAGUGCUGUACUGGCGCAAGUCACUGCAACAGUUGGGCAAUACUUCCCUAACGUAACCUUUGCCGCUACGUCAGCUUUUGUGGCUACCUGGGACAGUGUGCCAUACUAUGAAGGUGGAGGGAUGGCUACUUUUCAAGUGGUUCUAGUCUCCAACGUCCAUCGCUCUUUUAUCCUGCUCAACUAUGGGAACAUUUCAGAAACAGAACAAAUUUGGCAGGCUGGAUACAGCACAGAGGAUUCUGUCAGUUCUUUCACAAGUCCAGCAACCAGUGCCCCACAGCUCUCUUCUAGCAGCAAUAUCAAUGUGAAUGGCCGCUGCUCGUUCCAUGUUGACGGCUCACCAAACUUGCCAACUAAUCUCCUGCCUUCUGGGAAUAAAGACAUAGUGAACCCCCCUGCUGAAGAUGGAAGCUCUGGUGUCAUUUACUUGCAGCAGCCUUUCAAAUACUUUGGACGCACAUACAAUCAGAUCUUCGUGAACAACAAUGGCUAUCUAACGUUUACUGAGGCACUGACUGCCUCCAGACCCUUUCUGGAUUCUGCAAGAGACAUCAUUGCUCCUCUUUGGACUCGCCUUGACAAUAGACACGGUGGAACUAUCUCCUAUAGAGAGGACACAAGCAGCGCUGUACUAGCACAAGUCACUGCAGAUGUUAAGCAAUACUUCCCUAACAUACCUUUUGCUGCUACUUCAGCUUUUGUCGCUACCUGGGACAGUGUGCCAUACUAUAAUGGUGGAGGGGUAAGACUUACAGUAGUCUUUGAUUAUCAGUGA
Molecule: messenger RNA, 936 nt
Organism: Puntigrus tetrazona (Sumatra barb)
Lineage: Eukaryota; Metazoa; Chordata; Actinopteri; Cypriniformes; Cyprinidae
Product: sushi, nidogen and EGF-like domain-containing protein 1
Exons: 6
Coding region: 1-936 (311 amino acids)
Biological process (GO): cell-matrix adhesion
Source: RefSeq, a predicted model, not a curated record